Messenger RNA from Loa loa (African eye worm), 984 nucleotides. RefSeq names its product NADP-dependent malic enzyme. The record is from RefSeq and is a predicted model, not a curated record. The transcript is spliced from 8 exons. Gene Ontology annotation, molecular function: malate dehydrogenase (decarboxylating) (NAD+) activity; malate dehydrogenase (decarboxylating) (NADP+) activity. Gene Ontology annotation, biological process: pyruvate metabolic process; malate metabolic process. The coding region runs from base 1 to 984 and encodes 327 amino acids. NCBI's taxonomy places the organism in Eukaryota, Metazoa, Nematoda, Chromadorea, Rhabditida, Onchocercidae. Gene Ontology annotation, cellular component: mitochondrion.
AUGGGAAAUAAGCAAAACAAUGGAAAUCAUCCGUUUAUGGAUGAACCAAUUCCGGAAUGGUGUCAUACGCAAGAUGAUAUUAAUUUACAUAUGUUAUAUCGGCAAGAACGUGAAACACCUAAAAAACGUGGAAUUGAACUUCUAAAAGAUAAUCGUACAUGUAAGGGAAUGGCAUUUACAUUACAUGAACGACAAUAUUUUGGAAUUCAUGGUUUAUUGCCACCAGCAUUUAUGACCGAAGAUCAACAAGCAUAUCGAGUUAUUACCAAUCUUCGAGAACAACCCGAUAAUUUAGCACGUUACAUUCAAUUAGAUUCUUUACAGGAUCGUGAUGAAAAAUUAUAUUAUCGUGUAUUAUGUGAUCAUGUUAAAGAACUUCUUCCAAUUGUUUAUACGCCAACUGUUGGUUUAGCAUGCCAAAAAUUUGGUUUUAUUUAUCGAAAACCAAAAGGUUUGUAUGUAACGAUAAAUGAUAAUAGUAUUAGCAAAAUCUAUCAUAUCCUUUCAAAUUGGCCUGAAAUUGAUAUUCGGGUGAUUGUGGUAACAGAUGGUGAACGAAUUCUUGGUCUAGGUGAUCUUGGAUGUUAUGGUAUGGGAAUACCUGUAGGCAAAUUAUCUCUUUAUGUUGCUCUUGCUGGUGUACAACCAAAAUGGUGUUUACCGGUUGUAUUAGAUGUUGGAACAGAUAAUGAAACUUUAUUAGAAGAUCCAUUUUAUAUUGGAUUACGUCGAAAACGAAUACGUGGCGAAGAAUAUGAUAAUUUUAUUGAUAAUUUUAUGAAAGCAUGCACUAAAAGAUUUGGACAAAAUUUACUGAUUCAAUUUGAAGAUUUUGCACGACAAAAUGCUUAUCAUCUUUUGGAAAGAUAUCGAAAUCAAUAUUGCGUUUUCAAUGAUGAUAUACAAGGUACAGCUUCGGUAGCUUUAGCUGGACUUUUGGCAUGUCGUAAACAUACCGGAAAAUCAUUAUCUGCUGAAAAAUAA